This is a messenger RNA of Raphanus sativus (radish), 1120 nucleotides long. RefSeq lists its product as uncharacterized. Lineage: Eukaryota; Viridiplantae; Streptophyta; Magnoliopsida; Brassicales; Brassicaceae. Gene Ontology annotation, biological process: RNA processing. Gene Ontology annotation, molecular function: RNA binding; RNA methyltransferase activity. The coding region runs from base 67 to 1101 and encodes 344 amino acids. The record is from RefSeq and is a predicted model, not a curated record. The transcript has 4 exons.
CUGUAGCUUCCCCGGAGGAACAGUCAUCUUCUCCGCUGACUUCACCACCGGAGAAGACAACAAAAAAUGCAUUGCGGAUGUGCUUUCGCUACACCAGCUCUGUCCCCACGUCUUCCAUUCGAAAUCAAAACCUCACUUCCGAAGCUCCGAGCUUCAUCAGCCCGAACCCAUAUCCAGAUUAACCAUCCCGAUGAUCUCACAGACAAAUCUCCGGCGAAGAUGGUUUCGUUACCGUCUCACGUGGAUUCCAUCACCAGCACUUCAAACCCUUUUGUCAAACACUGCUCGAAGCUCCGCCAAAUCGCCUCUUACCGCCACGCUCACGGCUCUGUUCUCGUCGUCGGAGCUAUCCCAAUCAGGGAAGUAUGUUUGUUCCAAACGAACAAGCAAGGAGUCGCCACUGAGAUUGACUGUCUUCUUCUCCACGAGGAAGCUCAGAUUCCACUAGGGUUAGAGAGUCUAAGUAUACGCAUUGUUCGAGUUAGUUCUUUAGUGAUGAAGAAACUCUCCGGAGUGCAGUCUGCUGAAUCUGUUGAAGCCGUUGCCUUGAUGAGAAUCCCUAGCAGCUUCAUCGAUCUGGAAGAUGAUGAUGAAGACAUGAUCAUAACAAGAGAUUGUGAGAAGUGGUUCCCUUCUGCUCACCGGGUUCUUGUUCUUGACAACAUACAGGACCCUGGGAACCUUGGCACGUUAAUCAGAUCAGCUAUGGCUUUUAAUUGGGAUGGAGCAUUUCUGCUUCCUGGUUGUUGUGAUCCAUUCAACGACAAAGCUCUGCGAGCAAGCCGAGGUGCUUCCUUUCAACUCCCAUUAGUUUCUGGUAACUGGAACCACCUUCAGCUUCUACAACGUGAGUUUCAGAUGAAGCUAUUGGCUGGUCAUCCAGCGAGUACUACUACUCAGAAACCAGUCUCCAAACUUUCCUUAGAGUUUGCUCAAUCUUUAGCAGACAAGCCUUUAUGCUUGAUCUUAGGUAGUGAAGGGCACGGUUUGUCUGAGCAAUCAAGACAAGUGUGUGAGCUUGUGAGCAUUCCCAUGGAAGGUGAGUUUGAAUCUCUUAAUGUAUCGGUUGCUGGUGGCAUUUUCUUAUUCAUGCUUCAAUGAAUAUAUAAAAAGUUGACCA